UAUGAAGAGCUCCAGAUUUCAGUUAGGAGACGUGGAGAUGACCUGCGCAAUACAAAGAUCGAGAUCUCAGAACUGAACCACAUAAUCCAGAAGCUCCAUUCUGAGGCUGACACUGUGAAAAAACAGUGCGCCAUUGUACAGGCAGCCAUUGCAGAUGUGAAGGAGUGUGGAGAAUUUGCCCUUAAGGAUGCCAGGCUGAAGCUUGCUGAACUGGAGGAGGCACUCACAAAGGCCAAGGCAGAGAUGGUCCGUCAGCUGCGAGAGUACCAAGACCUACUGAAUAUCAAGUUGGCUCUGGAUAUUGAAAUACUCACCUAUAGGAAGCUGGUGGAAGGGGAGGAGAGCAGGCUUGCUGGAGAGAGAGUUGGUACACUAAAUGUAUCUGUGGUCCAUUCAUCCAGAGGCCUGAGCUACGGUGGGGGAAAAGCUGUGGGCCUUGCUGGCGGAGCCCCUUGA
Molecule: messenger RNA, 456 nt
Organism: Python bivittatus (Burmese python)
Lineage: Eukaryota; Metazoa; Chordata; Lepidosauria; Squamata; Pythonidae
Source: RefSeq, a predicted model, not a curated record